AGUUGGGUACCUCCCUACCUUUACACUCUUGUUCACCCCCAGGCUGCUUCGCGAUGCGGGUAGGACAAUGAGAGAAUUCGAUACGCCGACCGAGGUGUAUGUUCCCGCGAUUGCGGAAGUACUGUGCAUCGCUCUUCCACGCGAAUAUGGCUUCUUUUGGCCUCGAGACGUUGAACCCCCUGAGCACGGAUGGGGAUCCUGCUGCUCUCCUCGACAUUGUUGUCGUCCACGGACUCUACGGUAGUCAGGAUCGCAGCUGGACCGACGUUGGAUGGCAAAACCGGCUAUCCUCUUUUCCCGUCAAUUCCCGGCUCUCACUCUACCGUUAUGAUGUCUUUGCCUUCAACGGUGGGGUCCUCACGCGCAGCGGCGCAAGCUACGAGGCCACGAAGUUUCUCGACUCCCUGCUAGAGCUAAGAACGGAAGACUCGAAGCGUAUCGCCAUUUCGUUUAUCGGCCAUGACAUUGGGGGCUCCCUGAUCAAAAGGGCCGCCAUCUUGUCACAGCAGAAAAAGUACGAAGAUAUUUACAUGUCGAUCCACACACUGAUGCUCCUCGGCUGUCCUCAUAGCGGUCCCAAGUUGGAGAUCCAGGCCGGAUGUGCUGAGAUUCUGAUGUCUCAUGAUGGGACAAUCUUCUCUGAUGCAUGGCGGUUGGCCGGACCUCUGGCGGAAUGGGUUCUUGAAACGAACGACGGAUUUGCGGAAACAAGGCUGCCAGCAAUAGUCUUUAUGAUCAGCGUCGUCUCGUCGCAUCCGGACCGCAGAGAAAGGGUCUUCCAUCCGCUCGUUACAUCCACGAACCUGCCGCUACAUAUGGAGAGGGUCGCGGCUCGCGAAACAGGCCACCGUGAUUUGCUCAUAGAUUUCCCUGUACCUGAUUCCGUAUCCAGGGCCUGGCAUCUUUCCACGCACCGGCGCAGAUUACUCGGAUGGACGCCCCCGCGGUACCCUCUAGGGACCAUGUUGGACCCGUCCAUGACCAAAGAUGACCCGCAGUGGGCCCUUGCUCGUGCGGAUGUUCAACGGUGGAUGACGGACGAUGAGGCCGACCUUUGGCUCGUCCACAGCCCCGGCGAGACCCCGGCCGAGACAGCAGCGCGCCUGUACAGUUUGGUCGUGGAAACUUGGGGAGACCCGCUCAACGACCUGGCCGGGAUAGGCAUGGCUUUCAUAUUCGACCCAACCGAUUGCCGGUAUGAUUCCGCGGAGGCGAUGCUCUUCACGUGUCUGAUCGAGUUUGGCUAUCGGUGUCGCACUCCCGCGGCGACGACCGCCCUGGAUGACGGUUUGAAGUGCCUCGAUAUAUGCCGUAGUUUACGCAUUGGAGAUCUAUAUGCGGCCUUUAUUGACAUUCUAACCGAGUUUCUAGCCAUGAGAAAAGCAGUGGGGAGCAAAGGUUCAUAUGUGAUUGUGCUGGGAAAUUUGGAUGACACGAUUCGGAACGGCAGCUGGCUAUUUCGCGCACUUCUAGAGAGCAUAACGGACUGCGAUCUCAACCUCAAGGUGGUGAUCACCAGUGCAGAUCCUGAAUCCCUCACUCCCCAGUCGGGACCCGUCAGGAUAUCUCGACCCGCGUGGGCCUCAUCGUUCGGGGCGGUGCCCUCAAGCGAGAAGCACAGUGCUGCUAAGGGGGAAGGGGGAAUGAACAACGAGCAAGACAGCAGGCCCGAGGAAAAGCAGUACGGGCGCAUUUCACCCACGCCCGUCUUCACAGAUGUCCUCACCUUGGUCCAGGGCAAGCCCCAGCUGCACAGCUGCAUCGACACGCUGGUCCUGAUGGGGCAAUCUUGCGCAGAUGACGCGAAAUUAUGGCAGUUGGUCACCAACUGGUUGAGGAUCGGACAUUUGCAACCCCCAGAAGAGGGCGAGUUGAGCGCCUCCCUGAGUGAGCUCGUACGGGCGACGCCAGAGAGGAUAUUCCAAUCCAUUCUCGCCUCAGUGCCUUCCCCGACCAGACCCUGGUUGACCCGCGCCCUGGGAUACAUCUUGUUCACAUUUCGGCCGCUCACCCUCUCAGAGUUCUCGGAUCUGGAUGACCUGGAGCAGCCCGAGGGUAUGGUUGAGAAGGAAAUUGUGGAGAGAGACGGCCAUGGGGUACUGUUGGUACAGCAUCAAGAGGUCCGGCUCGCGCAUCCCGGCCUUCGAAAGUACCUUAAGACGUCGCGGUACGGUGUGCUUGGAGGCUGGUUUCAGCUACCGUCAGAGCCCGUGAUACACAAACGCCUUGCCGAGUCCUGCUUGAACUACCUGACGUGCACCUCAACACAUCGCCUGAGGGAACAUCGCACUUCAGAACUGGGAAGCUGGCACACGCCAUUCGAGGGCCGGGACAACCUCUUGUCCUAUGCGGUAAAAUACUGGCUCCGGCAUGCCAUGCUUGCCGCCGAGGAACCAGUGUUUGAAACAGAGGCCUGCAAGCGCUUCAUGGCUGACGAGAACGCGUUUCGGCAGUGGACCGUCCUGUACCAGGCAUUGUCACCACCCCCGGCAAGCCAACAGUCGGACACAACGCUAGCGGCGGACGCUCUAUCGAGUCUCGCCAUCUUUGCAGAGCAUGGAGCCCAGAACCUGUUGGCCUGCACGAUGGCAAAACACCAGAAGCUUGGGACACCUGGGCUCGAGGCUGCCUGCUUUGCCGCUUUGGUGGCAGCUGCUGGACAAGGCAACAUCCAGAUGGCCAAGGACAUGAAACUCAUGGAAAGCCUCCCGCCGGAGGGCGAGACGCUCGACCAGCUGAUCCUGGCUGCGCUGGAAAGCGACGAUGCGGAUACGUUUACUGAGAUCUUCGGCAUGGCACGUCAAUACCCCGAGAAGAUCAGAGACAUGGGCAAUCUGCUUGCCCGAGCCGCAUCUCUCGGCCGUACGGCAGCCAUCAAAGACUUGCUCGGUAUUCUCGGGCGUUCUAGAGGGACAGCUGUCGACACGUCGAAUGGGUUGUCUGCAUUGAGCUAUGCCUGCCAGCGAGGCUUCGUCGGUGUGGUGGAUCUAUUGAUCCGUGAAGGGGAGCCUAGUGUUCUUGCAGAACUUAGACAGGAUGAAGCGAGCCCGAUGCCGAUUAAACUGGCUGUGAAGCUGAGACGACUGGAUAUUCUCAGCUCCCUGGUAGCAUCCACGAUCCCACAGCAGCUACGGGAUUCCGAAGCCAUCGCGUUGUACCGUUGGGUCAUCAAGGAGUCCGGCCGGUAUGGCCGGCGAAAGCCUAUCCAGAGCGCGCUCGCUGAUAUCAAGCGCAAGCUAACGUUGGCAUCUGACGGCUCCGUGGACGACACGGCUCCCGGACCAACCGAGGGCGAUGGCACCGCCGACAUGGUGGAUUACUUACCACGACAUAUUAUCGGCUGUCAAGAGUACGGCGAGGCCGUCAAAGAUGCGAUCGGGAAUUGGAAAUGGAAACACUCCUAUGACCUCGUGGACCUCCUCACUCGGGCGGCCAAGGAUAGACUCCGUGAAGAUGAAUUCGCGUCUGUUUUUGCGGAAUGGAUGGAAGAGGCCGGUAAAGGUAGGGUGCUCAGAGUUGUCAAGUUGGUCUUCGAGAACGGGGCGAAAUCGCCAUGGGCAACGACCGAGGCUUUGACAUCUGCCGCGACCAAGGCGUUCUGGGCGGCGCUAGGUCGGAGUGACAAGGGGGUUUCUUGCAUCCGUUACCUCGUCGAGAAAGGAGCCGAUAUUGCGAGCAGAGGUCCUGAUCUCCGGACACCGCUAUUCGCAGCAGCCUAUUCUGGCUCGGUCAAGGUGGUCGAGACUCUUAUCGCGGCCCAGGUAGACGUCAACGCCAAGGGGGACAACGAUUGGUAUCCCCUCCACGCGUGCUACGACAAUGCUGACAUCACGCGCAUGCUGGUUGCGAAGCACGCUGACGUUAACAAGCUCACCGAGGACAACUCGUCAUUGCCAGCCCUCGCCUUUGCCGUACGGUGGCAAAACAGCAAAGUCGUCGACGAGUUGUUGAAGGGGAAUCCUAGCCGCCAAACCCUCGAGGCUAGCCUAGAGGAGGCGUUCAUAAGACAUGAGCCCCAGAUGGUGGAGAAGCUGAUACCGUAUUGCCCGGACCCUUCCUAUCUACGGGAUAGGAAUAUGGUCUUGUAUAGUCAGGUCUGGUGGCCCAAUCCGAAGUUGCUCGAGCGGCUGCUAAAUUACCCGUACCGAAUGGACCCGAAUAAGGAAGACCGGAACGGCCGCGCGGCGCUCCACUACAUAUCGCAGAAUACGAGCGUUGACAUUAUCGAGAUGCUAGUUACAUGCGGCGGCGAUAUAGAAGCAACCGACAAGAGUCGGGAAACGCCGCUCACCGGAGCUAUACAGCGUUCCAACUGGGAAGCUGUGCGGUACCUCGUCGAGGAGUGCGGCGCCCUUGUCACCAAGGGCGGCGGCUUCUACGGCAGUCCUCUUCAAGUGGCGUGCCGCUGGGGCACGCUGGAUAUUGUCAAGCUGCUGUACGCCAGGGCGGAUCCCGCCGAGGUCGACCAGAGUGAACGCCGGGUCUCGGGCACAUCUCUACAGGCGGCCCUGCAGCGGACGGAGGAGACGGAUGACAAGCAGGCUAUCGUCAGGUUCCUUGUCGAGGAAACUAAGGCAAAUGUCAACCUGGCCAGCCCCUUCUGGGGUGGUGCGUUGCACCUGGCCUGCCUCACGUCGACGCCCGACACAAUGCGCCUGCUCCUUCGCCACGGCGCCGUCGUUGACGUUAGAGAUCACGUCGAUCGCACCCCGCUCCACUUUGCCCUCUACCGCACGCGGGAGCAUGUCGAACUGCUUCUCGAUAAAGGGGCUAACCUGGAUGCGGUCGAUAUCUUGAACCGCAAUGCGUUGCACAUGGCCGUGCUUAGCGGGCGAUUGGAUCUCGUCCGGUUUGUGCUGAGCGAACGGCCCAACUUUGUGAAUCAAAAAGACGCCCAUGGGUGGACACCGCUGCUCUGGGCGUUGCGGGUUUCGGAAUUAUGGGGGGUUGAAAAGGGCGACAGGAAGGCCAUUAUCAAGGAACUCCUUGAUAACGGGGGGCAACGUGUGGUGCGCGGUCAGGGCGUGGACCGAAGCUGGACGCCUCUGGCGCUCGCAGCAUACCACAGCCUGGACGAGGACGUCGCUGAGCUCUUGAUUCCCACAGAUGAAGACCGGGCGAACAUGAGCGACGAAGAGCGCGAGUGGGACUGGGAGUCUCGCCGCGGCAAGCGAGGUCUCCCGGAUAGCCCCGGCUUCUGCGAUCAUUGUUUAUUGAGUCUUCACGGUUCAUAUUACGGAUGUCUGGAUAACAUGUGCUCCGCGGCCUUCUGCUUUAGUUGCUAUCUGUCGCGGCACAAAGUUCACCCAAACGGCGCGGAACAUGAAUUUGAACUUAGGGGAAAGGAGGAGACAGUAGGAGACCAGCCUGAGGCAAAUGACAAGGGCAAACCGGUAGAGUUGGCUGGUGACGGCGAUGUUCCUGAAGCUCUCUUGGACGGCGACGAGGCCGAAGAGGAAGAAGAGGAAGAGGAAGAAGAAGAGGAGGAGGAGGAGGAGAGCGAAGGAGCAGGGAGUAGUGCCGACGGGACCGACAGCGCGCGGGAUGGCUGAAGGUUGAAACUGAAUAAAGUUACCUCUACUCGCUUCAUCAAAGUAUGAUGUGAUGCCGUGGCCAUGAUCAACGUGGCUCGGAAAUCCUGAAAUAACAUGCCAUCUAUCACAUCCCGAAAGAAAAAGGGCUAACCUAACCGUUAUCACCAUCCCCAUUUUGUCAAUUUCAAAAACACCGAUGCCGCCCGGCUUUAGAGGAAUAACGAAAAAUAUAGAAAAAAGAAGAAACCUCGACCCAUUCACCACCCAUCCCCCUACUUCCCUUCCCCAACUGCCCUACGAAGUCCU
Messenger RNA from Chaetomium fimeti, 5840 nucleotides. RefSeq lists its product as uncharacterized. The coding region runs from base 99 to 5552 and encodes 1817 amino acids. The record is from RefSeq and is a predicted model, not a curated record. Gene Ontology annotation, molecular function: protein binding. NCBI's taxonomy places the organism in Eukaryota, Fungi, Ascomycota, Sordariomycetes, Sordariales, Chaetomiaceae. The transcript has 11 exons.